GCGGGGCCUGGGGGGCGUCUGACGUCAUCGGGACGCGUCGCCGGCAGGCAUGGCGCUCUUCGCGGUUCGCAGGUAUGUUAGUGAUGAAGAGGAUAGUCCAGAAUGUAAGUCCCAGUUGCUCUUACAUCGGCUGCAGGAGCAAGCAAAGACUCGGCAGCUGCAAAAACAGGACCAGAACUGGCCCACUUCUGGGCAACGAAAGAGAUUGGCGCCUGGAACCCUUGAAGAAGAGGCCAACGAGGAAUUAAAGCAAACAAGCAAAAAGAAGAAAGUAAGUCAGGAAUCUCUUUCAGCGCAAAGUCACAGAGAAAAGGACCCAAGACGACAUGCUUGUGGGGCAGAAAGUUUGCCCGAGAAAGGAAAUGACUCAAACAAAAGUAAGAAGAAUGGUGGGAAUUCCAGAACACCUGAAAGAAACACAGAUGCAGUUCAAGAUGAAAGUGUGUUGGAGAAUCAUCCGGAAAGUAGAGCUACCCCAGCAGAAGAAUAUAUGGGAGGUUUUGGAGACAAAGAGAGUGAAGCCAGAGAGGAUCAGAUGAUGCUGACACCAAAUCCAAGAACAACUUCUAGCCUGAUUGUCCUUGGUCCUUGUAAUCAAAGGAAUCUGCACAAGGUACAACCUUUUGUGCCGCGGUGGUUUAGUCAGCCACAGCAGUUCCAGAGGCAGAUCAGAGAGAACCUCGUCCCUCUCCAGGAUGUUCCAGUCAUUCACCCUAAGCUGAGGAAGAAGCUGCAAGCCAAUGGAAUAGCAUCUCUCUUUCCAGUUCAGGCUGAAGUGAUUCCAGCCAUCUUGGAUUGUGGACCCAAUGGGGCUUUAGCUGGCAGAGGUGGCUACCUCCCGAGCGACAUCUGCGUUUCAGCCCCCACCGGCAGUGGCAAGACAUUGGCCUUCAUCAUUCCGGUGGUGCAGGCCCUGUUGGACCGCGUUGUCUGCCAUGUACGGGCUCUGGCAGUCUUGCCCACCAAAGAGCUGGCUCAACAGGUGGCUAAAAUAUUCAACAUUUACACUGAUGGGACUGGACUGAAAGUUGUCCAGCUUACCGGACAGAAAUCUUUCGUGAAAGAACAAGAAUCCCUUGUUGAGACAACGCUGAUGGGAUUUCGUAGUCUGGCAGACAUUGUUGUAGCCACCCCAGGACGCCUGGUGGACCAUCUUCAGCAAAGUCCCCAGUUCAGCUUGCGAGAGCUUCGUUUCCUGAUCAUUGACGAAGCGGAUCGCAUGAUUGACAACAUGCAUCAGGAUUGGUUGCAGCAAGUAGUAGAGGCUAUGCACUGGGCAGAAGGGAGCUCUGGUCCUAGAAGGCUAUUCAGAAGGGUGCAGCCAAAUCCCUCCACAGCAGCCAGGGCUUGCUGCCCCCGGCUCCCUCUGCAGAGGCUCCUCUUUUCAGCCACUCUGACGCAGAACCCCGAGAAGCUGCAGCAGUUGGGUCUCUACCAGCCUCGCCUCUUCACACCAGCUCAGUCCAGGAAAGGGAGCAAUGUGCUCGGCUUUCAGUCAAGUGUCAGUGAAAAGUACAUUCUCCCCGAGGGACUCUCACAAUAUUAUGUCCCGUGCAGCAUGAAUUGGAAACCGCUGUUCCUCCUGCAUUUCCUGGUGAGACUGAAAUUCUCCCAAGUGCUGUGCUUCACCAACAGCAAAGAAACUUCGCACAGACUCUUCCUGCUAAUUCAGGCCUUUGGUGGAGUGAAGGUAGCUGAAUUUUCUUCAAAGCUGAGCCCGAGCAAAAGGAAGGUGACCCUGAAGGAGUUUGAGCAAGGCAAAAUCCAGCUUUUAAUCAGCACAGAUGCCACAGCUCGAGGAAUUGAUUUUGGCGGUGCGAAAUGUGUCAUUAGCUAUGAUGCCCCUCAGUUCAUCAGAACCUACAUUCACCGGGUGGGCAGAACAGCUCGUGCUGGGAAGGGAGGCCUGGCUUUUAGCCUGCUCCUCAAGCGGCAGGAGUAUAGGUUCCUAAAGAUGCUGAAGGAUGCAGGCCUUCCAGAGUUGCAGCCACAGCUGGUCAAGAGCACCUCCAUUCAGCCUCUCCUCCAGCAGUACGAAGCAGCCCUGGCCGAACUUGCACAGACUGUCAAGGAGGAGCAGGUUGGAAAGCGAUUUUAAGGCAGUCUGGAGAAAUGCUUCGUGUAUGCCCCAAGAUGCUGCGAACCAGCAGAACUGGAAUUUGGCCCCACACUCUUGAGGGCACAAUGCCUGGAAGCAGAUAUUCAUGAAGAGCAACUUGAGGGCCAAAGAAUGAAUGAAGUGACAGCCUGUUCUCACUGCAAAGCAGGAAGAAUAAUUCUCAACUCUUAAAAACAGAUUAAUAAAAGCCUCUCAGGGCAAAAGACUUCAGCCUUUGCCAGAGCAGUGCCACUUUCACGACCAACCCCAAACAAGUGCCCAGUCGCACAAAUUAGUAUUUGAAAUGGCUAAUCUCCAAAGUGUGGCAAACUAGUUGAGUCUAAGAUGUCCUUGUUGUUGAAAUAACAGUUAUGCUAAUGUUUGAUAUCCAGUCUGUUUCUAGCUAUGUCUCAACUACAAAAAUUAAACUACUUGAGUGCAUGCAUUCUGCUACUAAGCUGUACAGCAGUCCUUCGGGUUCAAAGGAGACACACUGUGGAGCAGAUCUUCUGUGGACAUGGAAGUUGCCCUGCAAUCUAGCGCAGCAGGGAUACUGCUCUGCAGUGGAAGCAGCUUAGCGCAGCAGGGACACCGGAGGUCUACUGUUUUUGUAACUGGAGGUGUUAUUCUGUGAUGCCGUUCACAGCUUUUCUGUCAGGUUUCCAUAUCGCCUGUCUUCAAAGCCAGUGGAGGCUUCGUAGCACAGAGUUCACCAGUGGGUUAGGUCAAAAACUGCAGAUUCUCCUUCCCUUGGCUGGAUGCCCCAGGGCACAGGGCUUCUUGCACAGCAUCUUCAUAGCCUUUGGGUGGUUGACCUUGGAUUCUAGUGCACUGUAGAACAACAGGUGAAGCCGUCUACUCUGAUUCCGUGGCCCAGCCAUCUCACCUGAGCUUUGGUCAUCAAGGACUCAAUGCUGGUGGAUUCUGCAUAAUCCAAGACCUCCAGGUCUUUCCAAAAAAUGCCCAGAUUGCACAGUGGUGCAUAUGACAUUUCUAUUACUUAAUUUAUUAACACUUCUACUUAAAGUGAAGGACGAGAUUUAAUAAAGGAGGACUUUAGGCCUGGCCUCUUCCCCUUAUUCAAGAAAAUAAAGACUCUUAAAACUUGGUAUUUCAAAAGGAGCCUUUUAUUGAAUAAAGGUGACAGGGCGAAAGAGAAAGCAGGCUCUUGAGGGGCCUCAGGCCAUGCAGUUAGAAUAAAGGAAUUAGAAACUCCUCCCAACAGUCCGAUGUGGAUUCAGCCAAUACACAGCUGUGAAGAUGUUGUUGUACUGGCUGCCCUGAGAAAGUGAUAAGGGAACUUUCU
Molecule: messenger RNA, 3404 nt
Organism: Ahaetulla prasina
Lineage: Eukaryota; Metazoa; Chordata; Lepidosauria; Squamata; Colubridae
Gene: DDX51
Product: DEAD-box helicase 51
Exons: 16
Coding region: 50-2098 (682 amino acids)
Cellular component (GO): nucleus
Molecular function (GO): nucleic acid binding; ATP binding
Source: RefSeq, a predicted model, not a curated record